GCUGUCAAAAGCCGAAAGCCGAGUCACUUUCCAACACUCCUCCUGAAAGCAGGCCCGGCGUUUUGCUAUCCGAAUUUUUUGCCUAGCAACUUAUUUUAGCUCCAUAAACAACUAAAGUACAAAAUGGCCGAGACCGAGAAAAUUGAGGUUCGCGACGUAACGCGCAUUGAGCGCAUUGGCGCCCAUUCGCAUAUCCGCGGAUUGGGAUUGGACGAUGUGCUUGAAGCGCGCCUGGUUUCCCAGGGCAUGGUGGGCCAGAAGGACGCCCGUCGUGCAGCUGGAGUGGUGGUACAGAUGGUGCGCGAAGGCAAAAUCGCCGGCAGAUGCAUUCUGCUGGCCGGAGAGCCGAGCACCGGCAAAACCGCCAUCGCCGUUGGAAUGGCCCAGGCUCUGGGCACAGAAACACCGUUCACUAGCAUGUCCGGAUCGGAGAUAUAUUCGCUCGAGAUGAGCAAGACCGAGGCCCUGUCACAGGCGCUGCGCAAGAGCAUUGGCGUUCGCAUCAAGGAGGAGACCGAGAUCAUCGAGGGCGAAGUGGUGGAGAUCCAAAUCGAACGCCCUGCCACGGGAACUGGACAGAAAGUGGGCAAGGUCACCCUGAAGACCACCGAGAUGGAGACUAACUACGAUCUAGGCAACAAGAUCAUCGAGUGCUUCAUGAAGGAGAAGAUCCAGGCGGGCGAUGUGAUCACCAUCGACAAGGCCUCCGGAAAGGUAAACAAGCUGGGGCGCAGCUUCACCAGAGCCAGGGACUACGAUGCCACUGGAGCCCAGACCAGAUUCGUCCAGUGCCCCGAGGGGGAGCUCCAGAAGCGCAAGGAGGUGGUCCACACCGUGACCCUGCACGAGAUCGAUGUGAUCAAUAGUCGCACCCACGGCUUUCUGGCUCUGUUUUCCGGCGACACUGGCGAAAUCAAGCAGGAAGUGCGCGACCAAAUCAACAACAAGGUCCUCGAGUGGCGUGAGGAGGGCAAGGCCGAGAUCAACCCGGGCGUACUCUUCAUUGACGAGGUGCACAUGCUGGACAUUGAGUGCUUCUCCUUCCUUAACCGCGCCUUGGAAUCGGACAUGGCCCCCGUGGUGGUGAUGGCCACCAAUCGCGGCAUCACUCGCAUCAGGGGCACCAACUACCGCAGUCCGCAUGGCAUCCCCAUCGAUCUGCUCGACCGCAUGAUCAUUAUUCGCACGGUUCCGUAUUCCGACAAGGAGGUCAAGGAGAUCCUUAAGAUCCGCUGCGAGGAGGAGGACUGCGUCAUGCACCCGGACGCCCUGAUCAUUCUAACACGCAUUGCCACCGACACGAGUCUGCGCUACGCCAUCCAGCUCAUCACUACAGCCAAUUUAGUUUGCCGCCGUCGCAAGGCCACCGAGGUCAAUACUGAGGAUGUGAAGAAGGUCUACUCGCUGUUCCUAGACGAGAACCGUUCGAGCAAGAUCCUGAAGGAGUACCAGGACGACUACAUGUUCAGCGAGAUCACCGAGGAGCUGGAGCAGGAUCCCGCUUCUGGUGGCGGGGCAAAGCGUCGUGCGGAGACCGGUGGCGGUGAUGCACAGCCCAUGGAGCACUAGAGCCUUGAUCGGCAGAUCAGCAACCUCCCAGUACAUUCUCAUGACUACUUUAUGAUCAAUAAAUAAGUUUCCUUGUAUCUACGAUUAACA
Messenger RNA from Drosophila ficusphila, 1659 nucleotides. RefSeq names its product ruvB-like helicase 2 (gene rept). Gene Ontology annotation, cellular component: R2TP complex; Swr1 complex; Ino80 complex. Gene Ontology annotation, molecular function: DNA helicase activity; ATP binding; ATP hydrolysis activity. Lineage: Eukaryota; Metazoa; Arthropoda; Insecta; Diptera; Drosophilidae. The record is from RefSeq and is a predicted model, not a curated record. Gene Ontology annotation, biological process: box C/D snoRNP assembly; chromatin remodeling; regulation of transcription by RNA polymerase II. The coding region runs from base 124 to 1569 and encodes 481 amino acids. The transcript has 2 exons.